AUUACCCAGCAUUCCCCAGUCCCCUGCUGUCGUGCGCGUGCAGCUGUCAGAAAAUGUUUCUGAACCUGAACGUCACCGACGUUUUCCUUCCAGUCCUGGUGGUCUUGAAGCUUGCACGCUUCCCCCGGCAGGUGAGAUGUGGCAUCUAGAAGAUGAAAACGACGGGGAUGGCGCUCCGGGUGCCAUUGACCUCCGUCCACGCUCUCAGUUGCAUUUCCGUCGCCGGGCGGCAUAUCUAAGGAAAAGCGUCUCUGCAGAUGACCACCUUGUUGAUUCUGAUUUUGAGCCCACCCAGAUGGAGCGGAGGAGCUUAGCCGACCCAAAAGUUAAACUGAAGAGGAAGUUUAGUUUGGGAUCCAUAGACCGGAAGGGGACACGCCAGAGAAGGAGUGAAUCUGGGAUUGUGAAGUUUACCCAGCGACUUUCUUUGAAGGACAAACACUUGAAGGACGACAGGAGCCUGCAUUCUAGACCCCCGGCCUACAGGAGGCGCUCUCUCAGCGUGGACUGGGCCAAAUCCAAAAUGACUCAACAGAUCCCCGAGCCUCAUCCUCUGAUCCCAUGCAAGUAUUCUAGCGCGUCAAGUUCGUCUCCUCCAAGCGCGGCGCGACGCCUCUACAGAAACCUGUCCGGAAAGUUCCGCGCGGUGAACCUGCUUCCGGAUGAUAUGCCGCUCAUGGGCCAGUCGGACAAGGAUCAAGCGCACAAAACCACUGUGUUUCAGGGUAAUGAGGCUCUGUUUGGAGCCGUUGAGCAUCAGGAGCUCGAUGUGGUGGAGUCUCUGUUGAACACCUUCAGUUUGGAGGAGUUGGAUUUAAACACACCCAACAGUGAAGGUCUGCUGCCCCUCGACAUCGCCAUCAUGACCAACAACGUCCCCAUGGCCAAACUUCUGCUGCGGGCCGGUGCCAAAGAAAGCCCCCACUUUUUAAGUCUUGAAGGCAGAGCUGCUCACCUGGUCUCGCUGGUGCAAGAGGCGGAGCAUCGCAUAGCUGAGCUGGCUGCCCAGGUGACGGGGGAGGAGCCAAUGGAGAGGGAGGAGUCAAAUAGAGAGAGACAGCUGAAGGCAUGGGAAUGGAAGCUCCGCCUCUACAAGCGCAUGCAGACGGGUUAUACACACGCCAGUCCUCCCGAGCCGCCCAGCGCAGUCCAUCUCUCCGUCAGCAGUAACACCAGUCUCAGAGUCCACUUCCAAGAGCCACUUUGUCACAAUUCUGCUGUUAUUACCAAAUACCGUGUGGCUUGGAGCAGCGUUCCUUCAUUCAGCCCAUUACUGGGUGAGACGACCAUUGAAGACGUGACUCAACUUCAGUAUGACAUAAUCGGUCUUACAGCGGGCUCUUGUUAUUAUGUCCAGGUAUCAGCAUAUAACAUGAAGGGUUGGAGUUCACCUCAAACAUCUGAACCUGCAUGUUCCACACCCUCGAGCUGGAGGGAUGUGGACAGGCUGUCCCCUCGCCAGCAGGGUGUGAAUGAGUCGUUACAGCUUCUCCUGGGGCAAAUUAAAGGGGCACAUCGUCACUGCACAUGCCACGAACAGUGCAAAGCCCCGUCAAACAGGAAACACUCUGUGUCUAAAAGUCUCAGGCAUCUCUUCCAGCCAACUUGCAAAUUUGUCAAAAAUCUGAAAAGAGGUCUGUAUCUGGCCUGUGUUUUCUACAAAGAUGAGAAUAUUUUGCUCACCCCAGAGGACCAGUUGCCUGUCGUGGAGGUGGACGAUUCUUACAGCUGUCAUGCACAGGAUUUCCUCUGGUUUACAAAGGUGUCACAUCUGUGGGAGGAGCUCAGCUGGAUGCAGCAGUGCAUCAGUCCCGCACACGCCUCCAGUUCCUGCACGCUUCAGACGCGACUCAAACUGCUUCAAGCUGCUGCACAACUACAGGCACUUCUCGGCACGGUGGAUCUGGGUCAGGUGUAUUUUGAGCCGAUUAAAGAUAAGCACGGUAAUGCAGUGUUGGUGCUGAUGAGGGACAUGAGCUCGUGUGCGCAGCUGGAAGGCGUUCGCUGGAUUCCAGUCAGUAAAUUCCAGCUGCAACGCAGGUCUUCCUCAUCUUCAUCAGAAGAGCCCACCGCACUGGAGACCCUGCUCACCACACUGCACGAGAAACUGUCAUAUCACCGACGCAGCAGGAAGUGUUUGUCCGCCGGUCUGUAUCUGGGUUACCUGAAGCUCUACACCUCCGUAGACCAGAUCAGAGUGCUCGUGUCACAUAAACAUCCAAAUGUGCUGUGUCACACCAAAAUACGAGACAACGGCCACAUCUCCAGGGAGGAAUGGCAGUGGCUUCAAUCAUUAACCUCGCUCGAGGACAGCGUGCAGGUGUGUGCCAAUGCCCAAAGCGCUCCACAUCGCCUCCUGGUGGACUUGCUAACAGCUGCCAAAGAUUUGCUCGGCUACGCCAACAUUCCUAACAACCAGGCACAAGAUUUCCGUGUUUAUGUAAAAGAGGUGGUGGAGUUGGGUGAGGGCGUGUCCUUUCUGUUGCUCCUUCCUCCAUGUGAGGAGGUGUGUUCACCCCCCGGUCAGAAUCAUCUGUGUUCGCCGCGCUCGGGAUUCUUCACUCUGCCGCUGCAACUCUUUGAGUUAGUUCAUUUUGAGUCAUACAGCCCUCGUUUCAUCGCUCUGUAUUGCCGUGCAUGCGCCCUGUUGGGUCUGGAGUCUCUGAUGUCCCAGCAGUCUCUGCGGGAAGCGUUCUCUGAGUCAGAGCUCGUUUCUGCCAAACACAAACAUCAGCAGAUUGAAGAGUAUUUGCAGCAUAUGGAGGACCUGUGGCAUGAUGCCAGGUGGAUGGUAGAUGUUCUGCAGUCUGCUCGAUAUAAACAGCAGAGCUCUGGAGUGAGUCUGGGAUGGAUUAUUGACUUCUCCAAAGAGAGUUUUCCAGAAAAAACAGUUUCCACCUCCUCACAGCCUGACUACCUUCCUUCUCCAACCCCUUCACCAGAGACUACACGAAAACUCAACGAUCCCCACAGUCUGUCUGAUGAAGACAACACAUCUGAGGUCUUCCACACCACAGACAGUGUGUAUACCUCCAGUGUUUCCCAAAGCACCAGAGAACUGGACCUGCUUCCACCCUCCCCAACAUGUUUCCGAGCCGUACCGUCCACCCACCUUUCCUCCUCGUCACAAUCAUCGCCUCACUCCUCUUUUUGCCAGCCCGACGUCCUGCAAACCGGAGGAGGAAGUGUUGUGUGUGUGAGCAGACGGGAGAAUACAGGACUGAACGCAUUAGAUGGUGAUUUCAUCCUUCCCAGUCGUCAAAUUGAACUGUUGCGAGUCACAGAGAAGAGAACUGCGCUGUGUGUUCGCACGAGCAGCUUGGAAUACCCGCCCCCUGUCUCAACAGCAACCACGCCGACCAGCUCCGCCUCCCAUAAAGGCUGGACACGCCCUUCCUCGUUCGAUCUGUGCUUUUCAGCUCACGAGCCCCGCCCCACACCUGUGCGCACCCUAUCAGAGGACAGCGGCGCAGCAACUCUCGGCCCGCUCGACUGGUUCACCCCUGAGAACGUGCCACAGCACGCUGAAGGUUUACCCACAAUACCAGACUGGGCUACCCAAAGACACCAGUGUCAAACUACGUGUGACUACAGAGACAUCGGCGAAAGAGAUGGUUCGUUUAGUAGUCCAGGAAAUCAACGCGGUUUGUCGCCACCUGCUGAAAGCCACCCAGCAGUGCACGUGCACGACAGAACAAUGCGGCUACCCAACGUGUGUGUCCGAGGUGUGUGUGUACGAAACCGAGCAGCUGGAGCACUUCGGGCUCGUUCUGUUGGUGGAGGGGAGAGAGAAAUGGCUUCAGGAUGAUUUCUGUCCGCUCACGCUACAGAAUCCCUGGACUCGUGGGAAACUGUGCGUCCGUUUCAAAGAGUACUCGCCACUCGCGCUGCAGUACAGCCGAGCCACUACUGUUUGACACCAAUGCACAGUUACGAUCACACGUGUACAUAAACACAUUCUCACACACAAGCUACGUGUAUCGACUACUGAUUUUGGUGUUUUCCUUGUUGCUUAGUUUUAGUUCACAAGGUCUCACCUUGGGUUUACUUACUAUCUGCUCUGAUUAUCACUGCUUUUAACUGCACUGCACAAGCCUUGAUUCUUAAAGGGAUAGUUCACCUAAAAAACAAACAAUUCUGAGGCUAACCUUCUGCCUAACAUCUCCUUUUGUGUUCCACAGAAGAAAGAAAAUCAUACAGUUUUGGAACAUCAUGAGAGUGAGUAAAUAAUGACAGAAUUUUUCAUUUUGGGUGAAUUAUCCCUUUUAAAAGAUUACAUAAGAUGCCUUGCAUCACCCUGCACUACCAAUAAGUGUUUACAAGGGUGACGUACACACGAAAAAGUUUUAGGAGUGACAACCACAUUUGAAUCAAGUAAGUUAUCGUUUGAGUUUGUACAGAAUACUGGAAUCACUUCCGAAGUUUCAGUUGAUAUUUUUGACCAUAGUGAAAAAAUUAAACGGUUAAAAAGUUUUCAACUGGACCGCAACAGAAAGGAACAAAAUGUAGAUGUCUAAAAACUCAUUUCAACUUGAAACGGCAUCUAAAAAAUGCGACGCUAAUGCACGAACCAAAAGUUACACGGAGCGCAAUGGAAUGAAACAAAACACAGGUGUCAGCGAUGUUCAAUUUGAACUCUUUUCACAUCUUCCGGCACACUAAUACACAAGACUCAAAUUUAGGUAAAGUGCAUCAGAAUGUAAAAAACUUGUGUUUUUUUAUUUUUAUUUGAAUUGUUAUCGAUUUGACGACAUCUUAAAAACGUGAUGCAUACGUGCGGGACACUGAAAACGUUUAGGUGGAGCGCAAAGCAAUGGAACAAUUUUAUUUUAUUAUUUAAAAUAUUGUCAACUUAAAGUGACAAUAAUGGGACAAAACUUACAUGAAGCGCAACGGAAUUAAAUAUAACGAACAUUUAAAAAAAUGGAACCGUUUUCAAAUUGAAACUGAUAUUCGAAAAAGUUACACUGAGCACAAUGGAAUGAAACAAAGGUUUCGCGAAACUCGUUUUUUAAAAGUUACACUGUUCUCAGCUUGACACGGCGUCUUAAAAAUAUGAUGCUAAUGUGCAGGACACUUAAAUGAUUUGAUGGGGCACAACGGAAUGGAACAAAAUGCAGGUGUCUAAAGACUCGAUUUUUUUUAAGUUGAAUUGUUUUCUAUUUGACAUACUAUCUUAAAAAGGUGAUGCUUAUGCACGGGAUGGAUAUAUUUUAUGUUUAUGCAUUUAUUUUUUUAUUUGAACUAUUUUCAACUUAAAACGGCAUCUCAAAAAUCUGAUGAUAAUGCACGGGACAAAAGUUACAUGGAGCGCAAUAUUAAAUAAAAUACAGGUGUCUCGCAUUUUUAAAAGUCGAAAGUUUUCAAAUUGAAACGGCAUCUUAAAAACACAGCGUGGAACAAAACACGGACAAUUUUAAAUUUGAACUCUUUAUAUCUAAUAAUGGCGCACUAAUGCACGAGAUCAUCUUAAAAACGUGAUGCUAAUGAAAACAGUUCAAUGGAUGCAACGGAAUGGAACAAUUUUUUUUAUACUUGAACUAUUUUCAAAUUAAAACGGCAUCUGAAAAAUGUGACUGCAACGCAUGGGACAAAAUUAGCAUGAAGCACAUUGGAACGUAAAGAAACGCAGGUGUUACGAAAAAAUAUUUGUAAUGUUAAAUUGUUUUCUAUUUGACAAGAUAUCUUAAAAAUGUGAUGCUUAUGUACGGGACAUCGAAAAAAGUUAGAUGGAGCGCAACAAUAUAUUUUUUUAAUUUAAACUAUUUUCAACUUAAACAGCGCCUCAAAAAUCUGACGCUAUUGCACGGGACAAAAGUUACAUGGAGCGCAACGGAAUGAAUUAAAAUACAGUUGUCUCGCAUUUUUAAAAGUUGAAAGUUUUCAAAUUGAAACAGCGUCUUAAAAAAACAGAGUGGAACAAAACAUGGGUGUCAAUUUUAAAUUUGAACUCGUCAUAUCUAAUAAUGGCGCGCUAAUGCACGAGACUCAUCUUAACAACGUGAUGCUAAUGAAAACAGUUCGAUGGAGCGCAACGGAAUGGAACAAUCGUUUUGAUUUAUUUUGACUAUUAUUCAAUUUAGAUGUCAACAAUUUUAAAUGUGAACUUUUUUUUAAUUUGACACGGCAUCUAAAAAAUGCCACGCUAAUGCGAGGCUCACUGAAACAAGUUACUUGGAGCGCAUGGGACUGGAACAAAACAAAGGUGUCUCGAGAUGCGUUUCAGCUUGUUUCGGCAGCUUCGGGACGCUAAAAAAGUCGCAAUGGUGCGUGUUAAAUAGAAGAGUCCCUUUUAUAAAAACGUGCUCUCUUGUGACCUCACAGCAUGACCCCGAAUCAUUUGUAGAAAGUGGCUGUCAAUCCUGAAAAUAAGUACUAUCUUGCUGUAACUGUAUAAUUGUAAUGUACAAGAAGGUGUAAAUUCAGCUUUGUUUUCUUGUUGACAAAAGCUCUUCCAGAAGUAUUCACAAGUGAAAUGUUUACAGUCAGAUGGUGGUUUGAUCUCGCCAAACAAACUUUAUGUCCUGAUUUCAUUGCAUGUGGUCAAUACUGCGGUCACGUGCACUGCAGUGUCCACUCUUCCUCAGGAUACUGUAAUGCCCUUCCACCAAAUUUCCAUACAGUCACGGCAGCCGAAAGACAGUGAAGGAAUCAUUGGGAUACUCUUGACGCCGUGGGGUAACCAGGUGCGACAUCACCAUUUUUCCAUCAACACUGAAAGUGAAGAGAAGCGAAGUCACGACCAGUCGGAUCAUACUCGACGUUGAAUAUACAGCUAUGUGGAGAGGAAUUUCAGACCAGUAGUAUUUUGCAGUGGGCGGAGCUACUCAGAACGCCCAAAUGCCUUGUCGCCUGUCUUGGUCAUGUCUGGUUAGGACAAAAGAUUCAUGUUUUAUCACGUUAUCGAGUCAUGUCUCGUGAACUACUGACACUGAAUUACUGAAAUGCACUUGAAAAUAAUUCUACACUGAAAAUACAAGAAGAACAGAAGCUAUUUCCAAAUGAAAGUGUGGUUUUUGAUCAUGUGCUGUGUAUGUAAAGGAAUGAACAGACUCGAUAGAAAUAUCAACACUGUUUCUGCAGGGCUGGAUUUCUGUCGUGUGGUUUCGCAGACGGACUUUUCCAGUUUCUGAAGACUUCAUUUGUUGAUCUGUGUUUGUCUGAGCAGCGAGUAAAGCGCUUCAUUUCU
Molecule: messenger RNA, 7189 nt
Organism: Xyrauchen texanus (razorback sucker)
Lineage: Eukaryota; Metazoa; Chordata; Actinopteri; Cypriniformes; Catostomidae
Product: ankyrin repeat and fibronectin type-III domain-containing protein 1-like
Exons: 22
Coding region: 137-3808 (1223 amino acids)
Biological process (GO): establishment of mitotic spindle orientation; regulation of establishment of bipolar cell polarity
Cellular component (GO): spindle
Molecular function (GO): protein binding
Source: RefSeq, a predicted model, not a curated record